UCAACACUUGAAGUUACAUUUUCAUUAUACAUUGCUUGUAAAAUGUAAAGUAGAAACUGCAUUUAAUUGCAUUUAGCGCAGCCCAUAUUCCUCUAAAACGUUUUUCGUGUGCAAGCGUAUAGCUCAUAAACAUCCUCACCUAUGUUAACCGAAGCGCCCAUGUCCAGUGACAUCAUGGAAGAGUUAUCAAAUUUGAUACGCACCGAAAUUCCCGAUGGCCGCCAGAGCCUGCGCGACAGUUACACAAAUCUUGAGCGCGUGGCCGACUACUGCGAGGACACUUAUUAUCGCGCCGACAAUAAAAAGGCAGCGCUCGAGGCUACUAAGAACUACACCACCCAAUCCUUGGCUAGUGUCGCGUAUCAGAUAAAUACUUUGGCCUAUAGCUACAUGCAGCUGUUGGAUCUACAGGCGCAGCAACUAUGCGAGAUGGAAUCGCAGAUGAAUCAUAUUGCUCAAACGGUGCAUAUACACAAGGAGAAAGUCGCCAGACGUGAGAUUGGCGUAUUGACCGCAAAUAAGGUGAGCUCUCGGCAGUUCAAGAUAGUAGCGCCCAUUAAUCCGGAGAAGCCCAUCAAGUAUGUGCGAAAGCCCAUUGACUAUUCAAUUCUGGAUGAGAUUGGACAUGGCAUUAACUCGGUUGCUCAGCAUGUAGGCGGUCGGCAGAAACAUCGUGGCUCGAGCCAUGGCUCAGUGCAAUCGCUGAUCCCGCCUUCGGUGGGACCGCCACCUACCACCAAGCCACCAACUCCGCCCCAAAUGUCACGUGCUGGCAAUACGGGUACAUUGGGCAAGUCGGUCAGCAAUACGGGCACGCUAGGCAAAAGUUCACGCGAAUAUCGUACGCCACCAGUGGUGAAUCCACCACAGGUGCCAUCGCACUAUGCACCCAACUAUCCCAUUGGACAUCCCAAACGCAUGUCCACAGCUUCGUCAACCACAACGACUGGCGGUGGUGCAUCGGGCAAUGAGCGAGCCGCCGGCUACAGUGCGUUGCCCAUGCCCCCGAGCCAGCAAAUCGCUACGCAUGUCAAUCUGCCUUCGAUAGGCAUGAUGCAGUCACUGCCACCACCGCCGCCUACAACUUAUGACGACAGAAGCAGCAUUCCACUCUCCCAACACGAAAUGACAGAGCAGAGCCACAUCGGAAUGCAUACGCUGGGACGCAAUAUCAACAGGAAUCCCAAUAGAAAUCAUUUCAGCUUGAACUUUGCACGUCCAGGUUCACAAUCGCCGCCUUUGCCGCCACCGCCGCCGCCAGAGGAUGAGCACCAGGACUUUGGACGUCCCAGAAACUCAACAGGCCCACAACUGGCGCCUAUUGUGCCCGAAGAUCAAAACUUGCCAGGCUGGGUGCCCAAAAAUUAUAUUGAAAAAGUGGUCGCCAUUUACGAUUACUAUGCCGACAAGGAUGAUGAGCUGAGCUUCCAGGAGAGCUCAGUGCUCUAUGUGCUAAAGAAGAACGACGACGGCUGGUGGGAGGGUGUUAUGGAUGGCGUUACCGGUCUAUUCCCGGGCAAUUAUGUGGAGCCUUGCGUCUAAGCACUGCCAGCAAUAACAAUAAUAAAUAUGCAUAGAUACAGAGACAACAAUAACGAUUCGAUUAUAUACAUAUAUAAACAUAAUACUAAACAUGCAAAAGCAAGCGAAGCACGCUCAUACAAGUAUUCCACUAGCAUAAACUCCACGCUCCGCCUAGUAUAAUCUAAAAUAAUUGUCGUCACCCACGCCACAUAUACACGGCAUUUUAUUGAGCGCUCGCUUUCGUAACGUAAACUAUAAACUAAUUCAUAAACUAAAUAGCCAAAAAAUAGCCCAAAGCAAUUAAAAAUUUAAAGCAUGCACUAGUGUUCUAGUUAAAUUUGGUUUUACCGUAAAAUAUUGUCUAAAUAUUUGCUUGCGCUUACUCCGGAAACUGUUUACACUGCGCCCACAGUCCACAAUCCUUUAUCCAUGUCGUAGGUUAUACGAAUUUCAGUUAGCCUUUAGCUUCUAAGUAUUGGCCAGUUGGUAUUGCGUUUCUUUAUAUACACACACACACUCAAAUACUUAUUAACUAUAAACAUAUUAUUUGCGCUUGUGCAUACUGAAUAUUUAGUUAAAGUCAAAUUACAUGAAAAAUAAAA
Molecule: messenger RNA, 2126 nt
Organism: Drosophila busckii
Lineage: Eukaryota; Metazoa; Arthropoda; Insecta; Diptera; Drosophilidae
Gene: Abi
Product: abl interactor 2
Exons: 7
Coding region: 142-1542 (466 amino acids)
Molecular function (GO): SH3 domain binding
Source: RefSeq, a predicted model, not a curated record